CUGGCGGCGGAAACGGGGGACUCGGCGCAGGCGGAAGGGGGGAGCGACGGCGGGGGAAAAGGCGCGUGGGAGGAAAAGGCUCGCGCGGUGGGCGGAAGCGCGAAGGAGCGGCAGCUGGCGCGGCUGCUGCCGGUGCUGUUCCUGGUGUCGUCGUCUCUCAUGCCCACUGCGUGCCGAUACCCGCUGCUGCUGCGCGAUCGACGGUUGCUACACCACGUGCGCACCGGGCUGUUCGGAGUGGAUCUCGCCGCGCUCUCCAUCCCCCUGGACGCCACGUCAGCGUAUUCCACGUCAGCAGCUGCGCGUCCGCACCUGUUCUUUGCGAAGAAGCUCUACCUCCCGCUCCACCCGGACUCUCUCUGCGGAUUCGCCGCCUCCCCCCGCCCCCGCUCCCCCGACCCCCUCUGGCGCACCCUCUGCGCGCACCACCUCCUCCCCCCAAACGGCUUGCCGAUCCUCAACCCGAACUGGGUGCCUCGGCUGCCGAACCAGCACCUGAACCUGCAGGCUCGGCCGCACAUGAUGGUUGGGGAGGCACUGCGUCGGGAUUGGUUGGUGGUGGUGUCGCUGGUUUGGAGUGCGCAUGGUGGGAGGGAAGGCCAGGGGGUGGCAGGGGGAGAGGAUAUCGGAUUAGGGGAGGGGGAGCUCGCGGAAGGAGGAGCAGGCGGAGGGGAGGGCGCGGAAGGUGACAAUAAGGAAGCGGCUGACGCGAUGAACCGUGUGAUUGUAAUGAUGCGGGAGCUCUUUGGCGAGGCGCGAGUGGUGGUAUACGACGAGCACGUGCCGCUACUGCAAGCGAAGGAGCUAUUUUCCCGCGCGAUUCUGUUCGUCGGUCCCACGUCGCCCGCGCUUUCGAAUCUUAUUUUUAUGCCCUUCAACUCCACGCUCAUCGAAAUCCUCCCUCGCACAGUAGCCAUGGCCGCCGCUUCCAUCCCUGUCGUCGGCCAACAGCGGGCUGCCACGUGGCACUUCCACCUCGCUUCCCGCCUCGGGAUCCAUCACUUUCUCUCAGCCUGCGAUCCGAGUAAGGUGAACUGGCAUUCUCAGGAGCACUGCCACGUGGACGAGGUGUACGGUACAGUCACCGCGAUGAUCCAGCGGCAGGACGGCGCAGCAAUACCGUUCAGAUGGGGAGAAUUCAAGCAGCAGAACGAGAUGGUGAGAGAAAUAGUGGAGGAUGCAGGAGGGCUGUUCAUGGAUGUGGAUCCGAUGAUGGCUUUAAGACCGGAUGGGCAUAGAGGGGUGGUGGCCAAGGAUAAGGUGGACUGCCUGCACUACUGCCUGCCAGGCCCAUGCACCCAUCCGCGCUGGCUGCUGCGCGCCAAGCUGGGGGAGGCGCUGCGAUUGGUGGACUCGCUCACAGGCACGGACAGCCAAUGGGAGAUGGAGCAGCGCUCGUGGGGGGGCGCAGGGGGAGGGGAGGCGGCGGAUGCAGUGUGGUGGGGCCAGGACUCACAGCAGCGGCGGGGGGGAGCGAGAGAGUGGCAGGGGGAAGGAGCGCAGUGGCAGGGAGAAGGGGAGCAGUGGCGGCAAGGGGAAGAGGCUGAGGCUGAGUGGAGAAGGCGGAGUGAGGAGAGGGGGAUGCGUGGGAAUGGGGUGGAGGGAAGAGGGCGGAGUGGGGAUGGCGUGGAGGGGUUUGGGUUUCCGCCCCCAGGAGGGGGUCACCCUUGGGUGGUGGUGCACAGCAGAGGGCGGGGGAUACGCGCAGGGUCGUUCUUCGGCAGUGGCACCAUCGAGAGCAUUGCUGCGCAUGUGCAUGCUUCACACAGCAUGGUAUGCAAUGCGAAUCCUUCCCAUCCCUUCCUCCCCAUUUCCCCCCUCUUCGCUUCCCUCCUUUCGCCCUUUCUCCCUCCCCGUUUGCUCCCCUCCCCCCUUCCUCUAUCUGCACUCAAGGCGGCAUGGGGUCUGCCCGUGGUGGGUCGGGUGGGUUUGAUCAUUGAGAUCUUUGGCGGCAUGGGGUCUGCCUGUGGUAAACCGAGUGGGGCUGAUCAUGAGAUCUUCGAUGCUCGUGCCAAAAGGCGACCCUUCCCCUCAACUCCUCCCGGCUUCUUUCCCUUCCCCCCUUCCCCCCUGCCCUCCAUCCACCUGCCCCCACCAAAGGCGGCGUGGGGUGUGCCAGUGGUGGACCGGGUGGGGCUGAUUAUCGAGAUAUUUGGUGCUCGGGCCAACACACGAGAGGCCAAGCUGCAGGUGGAAAUGGCAGGUCUGGAAUACCAGCGCAGCCGGCUGGUUAGGCAGCGAGGCUCGGUGGGUGGCAGGCUGGGGUUUGGUUCGGGAGGGGAGCAGCAGGUGGUGAGUGCGCGAGGGAGGGCGGCAGGCGGGCGGGGCUUUUUGGCCGGAGCAGGGGAGAGCGAGCUGCAGCUGCAGCGACGACGAAUAGCGGAGAAGCAGCACAAGCUGAAGCAGCAGAUAGCGCAAGUGAGGAGGACACGUGGCCUGCACCGAUUGGCCCGCAGACGGGCCUCCUGGGAGGGCGGGGGGAAGGGUAGAGGGCUGCCUGUGGUGGCCGUGGAAGGGGAGAUUGCUGCCUGUGGUGGCCGUGGUGGGGUAUAG
Messenger RNA from Closterium sp. Naga37s-1, 2553 nucleotides. The record is from the annotation of a GenBank genome assembly. NCBI's taxonomy places the organism in Eukaryota, Viridiplantae, Streptophyta, Zygnematophyceae, Desmidiales, Closteriaceae.